Messenger RNA from Nymphaea colorata (pocket water lily), 726 nucleotides. RefSeq names its product dirigent protein 18-like. The record is from RefSeq and is a predicted model, not a curated record. The transcript has a single exon. The coding region runs from base 1 to 726 and encodes 241 amino acids. Lineage: Eukaryota; Viridiplantae; Streptophyta; Magnoliopsida; Nymphaeales; Nymphaeaceae.
AUGGUUGGUCGACCCAACUCCAUGGCUUCCCUCCUCACCUCUAUUCUCUUAAUAUCAGCAGCAUUUCUCUACAGUGCCUUGGCCCGAACCCUUAGCCAAGCCAUUCCGACCCAAACCGUGCCACUCCCGAACACAGUCGAUCCACAAGCGAGCCCGCUGGCCGGCACCACCGAACCAAAGAAGCUUUCCUUCUUCCUCCACGGUGUCCUCGGUGGGGACCAACGGGAUUUCACGGCGGCUCCAAUCCCAUUCGCCAAGCCCGCCGGAGUGCUCCCCCCAAAGGACGGAAUCCUAAUACCGGACGCCAACGUCGUCAACGAUCCAUUGGCUUCCGUCGACGGAGGGGGCGCAGAGCCGGCCGUCGGUUUCGAGACCGGCGUGGUGACUGCGAUUGACGGAGACUUAACAGAAGGCCACGAGGCAGGGUCUCCGACGGUGGGCAGGGCGAAGGGCAUCUACGUGGUGAGCUCGGAGGAUGGUGGCGGGCCUCUGAUAGCCUUGACGGUGACGUUUUCCGUUGCCGGAGGAGAAAAGGAUAGCCUGAGCUUCUUUGGGGUGCACCGCAUGGACGGCUUGGUUUCACACGUCCCGGUGGUCGGAGGUACCGGAAAAUACGAGAACGCUAACGGAUACGCCUCGAUAAGAUCAGUGGGCCACAUCGACGUUAACGGCGUCGUUGAUGGGAUGAUCACGGGGCUGAGGUUCACAGUGCACUUAGAUUACUAG